AUGCCGUUGAGCCUUGAGCUCAUUCAACUUCUCGGAGAAGUGGAUGACAAGUUCUGCGGUCUGGUGGGCUGGGAAUGUGGGCUUCGAGAGCAGGCAUUGGUACUUCCUGAUACUGUUUCAACUGGAAGAUUGAACACGCAAUCGAGAGCGAGAUGCCAAAUAUGGAUAUGGGAAGACUGUGUGACACGUGACGGACAGAUUGUCAUUAGGUAA
Messenger RNA from Plenodomus lingam JN3, 213 nucleotides. NCBI's taxonomy places the organism in Eukaryota, Fungi, Ascomycota, Dothideomycetes, Pleosporales, Leptosphaeriaceae. The record is from RefSeq and is a predicted model, not a curated record.